Prorocentrum cordatum is the source of this 1813-nucleotide messenger RNA. The record is from the annotation of a GenBank genome assembly. NCBI's taxonomy places the organism in Eukaryota, Dinophyceae, Prorocentrales, Prorocentraceae.
AGCCCGGUCGGCGGGCCGGUCUUGGGUCGCCCACCUAAGGCGCGGCGCUCCUCCUCCUUCUCCUCCCCCGUUCUUCUCCUCCUCCUCCUCCUCUUCCUCGGCCCUCCGCUGGUCGCGGAGACCUGGGCCCCAGGGCCCGGGCCCUCCUCCUCACGCUCCGGCUCCAUGGCGACCGGGAGCAAGGCCUUGCAGAGCACCUGCGCCUACAUCGAGAAGGUGGCCGGCGAGGUUCGCGGCCGCGUGCAGCAGAACAAGGUGCCCUCCCCCGAUCAACUGGCCAGCUAUGUCAAGCAGGUGGUGGACCAGCUCCAGAAGCUGACAAAAGGCGCCCCGCAGAGCAUCAAGGACAGGAUGUCGGGGCCGUGGGGCGGACUGUACGACUUCGCCGGCAACAGACCGCUGAAGCCGAUGACGGUCCACCAGUUUCUGGAGGUGCUAGAGGCCUUGGAGGCGGACUUUGGGGCGCCCGCUGUGCCAGAGGAUGGUGUCAAAGGCGCGGCGCCUGCCGUGGCAUCCCCUGCCGCUUCCGCGCCCGCUGGCUGCAAGGGCGGCGCGGCCGCCGCCGCGGCGCCCGCCAGCGGCAAGGGCGGCGCGGUCGCCGCCGCUGGCAAGGGUGGCGUGCCCGCGGCUGCCGCGCCUGCAGCCAGCAAGGGCGGCACGCCCGCCGCCGGCAAAGGAGGUGCGCCCGCCGCCGCCGCGAAGGGCGGUGCGGGCGUUGCGGGCGGCGCCCACGCCGCCCCGGCGGGAGCGGCGGCGCCGGCCAAGGGCGGCUCUGCCGGCUCGCCCGCCAAGGGCGCCAGCGCUGGGAAGGGCGGCGGCGGCUACCCGCCGCAGGCGGCGCGCGGCCCGGGGCCGUCCCGCGUGACGCGGGGGCGCACAGUUCAGUGCUCAGUGUUCCCCAGGUCUGGACUAGAGGCCCGCCGCUGGGCGCCGGCGGGCGAUGCCGGGCGGGCGGGCCGCGCGCCCGGCGGCGGCGGCUCCGCGCCAGGCGGCGCUUCCGCGUACAGCCCGGGGGAGCCCGUGGCCCCGGCGCAGGCGCCGAGCAGCGCCCCCCUGGGCGGCCCGGGAGAGCCAGCCGCCCCGUGGCUCUGCCCGCCGCGGCCCGCCCUCCCCGCGCGGAGCGGCGGCCCGGGCGAGGUGGUGCCGCGGGAGGCCUUCGAGCUGGAGGGCGCCGAGGUGGAGUAUCGCCGGUGCGCCUGGCGGCGGGCGGCGGAGAUCUUCGCAGAAUUGUCUCGCAUGUCCUCGUGGCAGCGGCGGCCCAUCCGGGUGCGCGACAGGGAGACCAGAGAGAGCAAGGAGGCAUGCUAUCCACGGCGAUGGAUGGGCGCUGGGCCGUCUGGCUGGUGGACUGGAAGCCUUGGUUCAGGGUUGACGCCAAGUGGAGCGUUGGCGGCCAGCGCAAGCGCUGGGCAGACGUUUCAAUCUUCGAGCACACGUGAGGCACACUGCGGCCUGGCGCAACGCCUGGGCAGGUGCCUGAAGGACGGCCUACUGUCUCGUUCUCCACGCCGCCAGGGAUGAGAUAUGGUGCGCGGGCCGUUACAGUGGAUCCUGGCGCGAGGCCGAGGCGUUCCCUGAGGUCGUCCUAGAGGUGAAGCGGAGGGUCGAGCAGCUGCUGGCGCCCCGUUUCGAGGCCUGGGCAUCUCGGUCUGGCCAGGCGUUGUGCUUCAACUACCCGGCCGCCUGGCGGCAAUUCCCAUGUCCUUUCGUCGUCGUCGUCUUCUUCCUGCUCCUUCUGCUCCUCCUUCUCCUCUUCCUCCUCCUGCUCCUCCUCCUCCUCCUCCUCCUCCUCUCUCCCUCUAUCUCUUUCUCC